AUGAGUAUUAUCCAACAGUUUGAUGAAAAUUUGGAUGAGGAAAUCUUAGAUGAAAAGGUCGUUCCUUCGAGGAUUAAGACAUCGACUCAGCUGGUUAAGAAUAUGUCUAAUAAUCCGUUUGAAAGGAAACCUCAAGGGAGUAAACUAAUGAAAACUUCUUCUUGACCUGUACAGAAACUUCAGAAAUAUGUACACAGCUACAAAGACAGGAUGGACCGUACAAAUUAUUCUAAAAUUUCAGAAGUGUCUUGAAAAGAAAAUUCACACCUAAAACCGAGUCUUCAGAGGGAUAUUAAGGACUUACUUCAAAGAGCAAUUAGGAUCAGAAACUCAUGAAAAUACUCUUCUGAACGCCACAUAAUUUGUGAGAAAAUUGAAGAUAAUUCUGUUGACUCUCCCUAUAUCUGAAAGAGGGAAGUGACAAUGGAAGAUAUUUCGGCUCCUAAUUAAUUUAAUACCAUAAUAUUUAUAAACAAACAUUUUCUUCCCAAUAUGUAAGAGUCCCAAUUCUUGGAAGUAUUUAGAAGUUUGUAUAUCGUUAAACCUUGUUUUUGGUGUUGAAAGAUAACGAACGUAAAAUUCCAAAAUUAAAUAUUCCAAAAUUUUGUACACAUACGUAUCCUAGUUAAAGGCGGUAUUGAUACCUGAAAGACAAUUUGUGUAGGGAAUUUAAAGUCUAAAGGCGAUUUAGGCUACUCUAUAAUCUUCCAAAAGUAUACUCAGAUCUGUAUUACUCUCUACUUGCCAGAUUUUCAAAUAAUUAAGUAACUUUGAAAAUAGCGAAUUAAGUUCAGUGAUUCAUUGAUCAAGUUAAAUUGGCAAGGGGCUAGUUAUCCUCAGAGAACAACUAAUUUAAAUUGGAUAAGAAUAUGCACAAUUUUAGCAAAAUUAGAUGUUUAUAUAGAUACAUCCAUGUCUUUUUCUAAAUAUUGCGGUAUUAUGAAUUGAGCUAUUGUCUCAAAGUGAACAUUACCUGAUUUUAUCAACUAGAGUCCCAAGACCCCAACACAUAUUUCCAAAAUUAUUCAUGAUUAAAAUGAUCAUUUCUAAUACCAGGUGGUAAACUUUUUAUGAACUAUUAAUAUAAUGCUUUCAGUAAUUGCUAAACCUCAGUUGCAUAUUAUCAAUUUUCUAUAAUCUCCAUAGAAUUGAGGAUGGCUCCAUAAAAGGUUUGUACACACAUAACAAAUUACCUGAGAAUUCUCUGAAAUUUUUGGAUUCAUUGAUUUGUGUACUAACAGAACUAAGAUGUCCUUAAAAAUUAAAUCUUGGACAAGAGGAGAGACUACUCGGUCAAGAAUUUAGGUGUAAGUUCUCUUUGAGCUUUCCUGCGUAAAAUUUCUUAUAAAAUACUGUUCUUAUAAUUUUAGGAAUAUCCUUUAAAGAGGAAAUAAGUAUUUAAAAAAUGAGAUAGGUGGUAAGAAGGAACCUAAUGAGAAAUAGUUAAUUCUUAGCAUAAUUUUCGGGUUUAUAAACGGUGGUAAAAACAAGCAAAUCCUAUUGGAAUUUUAUUGUAAGCUGUUUUUACGCUUGAUGAUUUUUACGUCUUAUUGAUUAGAUACAUAGUGGUUUGUCCAGGGUUUUCACUCAUAAUGUUCCUUAAAUUAGAAUUUAGAAAUUUAAGCUUAGCUUAUUGUUGAGAAACAUAACAGAAAGAUUGGUAAGGGUAAUUAUAAAUAUAGGAUAUUAUACAGAUUUUGGAGGGAAGAUGGAGAGGUUAAGAGUAAAAUUUGGCUGGGAAGGUUAGUAUUAAAUAAACUGUAGAGGUAGUAAGAAGAUUAAUACUCUUUUUAUUCAGUAAUCUACAAUAAAAUUUCCUUUUCGGCUCAGCCCUCUCAUACUACAAGUCAAAAAUCCCAACCCCACAAAAUAUAUUUUCUCGACUCUCCUAGACCUCCAUAAAACUCCCACAAAACUCUUCCGCUCCUUCUUCCUUC
Molecule: messenger RNA, 1937 nt
Organism: Moneuplotes crassus
Lineage: Eukaryota; Ciliophora; Spirotrichea; Euplotida; Euplotidae
Source: the annotation of a GenBank genome assembly